AUGGAAGCACCUGACGCCCAAUUGUGUGCAUCAUGCACCAAAGUGAUCCAGGACAUUACAGCUCAUGACCCCAACAGCAUUCCUCAGAUUUACUUGGCCGAUUUCUGCUCUACCAUCUCCUCCUGCUCCCUUUGCUACUUCGUGAACCAGGUAUUUCAAGAGGAGGGCUAUGGGAAGGACUUGGAGCCUUGUGACGAUGACGAGGGCCGCCGGCUUCUGCGAGAGCGGUACUUCCAGCUUUGGGUCCGACAAGGAUCGGCGAAAGACCCCGUCCACUUCCAAGAGGAUGACAUGCCAGGAAUAUGCAUCAUGGAGAUCAAGUACAACAGGAACAGCCACGACUAUGCUUGUUUUAUCUUUGACGGCUUCGAACGAUACGUCCGGUUCUCUGCGGAGCCAGGCAGCCCAGCAGCUACCUCAGGAAAAGUCCACGCCGGCCCCACAAUCACUGCAUCCGGCUCUCCCGAAUCCUUUGCCCACCUCAACACCCUCUACUCAGGCUGUCUAGAGCACCACGCCGAAUGCCGCAAAACCCUGGGCGGCACCACCAUCGACGAAUCCCAGCCGCCCGAUCUCCCCGCCCACAUCCUCGACCUGGGCGACGACCCCUCCUCCACCUCCAUCCGCCUCCUCCAACCCUCGCAGGGCCAACGCGGCCACUACGCCGCGCUGUCUUACCGCCGCGACCCAUCCACCACCACCACCCCCGCCUCCGCCUCCAUCCCCCUCUCCACCCUCCCCCAAACCUUCCAAGACGCCGUGACUGCCACCCGCGCCCUCAAUCUGCGCUACCUCUGGAUCGACGACCUCUGCCUGCAGCCGUCCCCCACCACCGCCCCACAAACCGGCCCCAUCUUCACCCACGCCCGCCUCGUCCUCGCCGCCUCCGACGCCUCCACGCCCUCCGCCGGCCUCCUCCGCACCUACCCCGCCCGCCCCUCCAUCACCCUCCCCUUCCUCACCACCUCCGGCAACCGCGCCGGCACCAUCCUCGCCGAACUCCGCCCAGACGAGUCCAUCCUCGACCCCGAGCAGGGCCCGCUCAACCGCAGCGCGUGGGCGACGCAGCAGUACAUCCUCGCGCGGCGCGUGGCGUACUUCACGGCCGGCGCGGUGGUGUGGAGUUGUCGCGCGUGCCCGCACCGCGCGCUGUGGGAUGACGGGGUGCUGUGGUAUGCGUAUGGCCGCACGAAGACGAAGUGGGCGCGGUUGGUGAUGGAGUAUUCGACGAGGGAGUUGGAGGUGAGGGGGGAGAAGUUGGUGGCGUUGGAGGGGGUGGUGGGGGAGUUAAGGAAAGUAAGGGACAGUGGGGGGAAGGGGGAGGGGGGGGAGCAGGGGCAGAAGGAGAAAAAGGAGAAGGUGAAGUGCGUGUACGGGACGUGGACGGAUGCGUUGGCGUCGCAUGUGCUGUGGUCGAGGGUGGGGAGGCCGGGGUCGAUGAGCAGGCCGGCUGAGCUGGAGGCCGUGGCGCCGACGUGGUCGUGGGCGUCGACUGAGGGCGGCGUGCACAUGAGUGAGUUUGAGUUCGGCGACAUUGACACGGACAGCGAUACCGACAGCGACGACGACAGCGAUGACGGCGACGACAAGGAUGCCAGAAGCGACAGCGCUGGCAAAACGGACAAGGGCAGCCGCCCCCCGCGGGCAAACGCGGAGCUGGCGAUCGAUGAGGAGGAUAAGCGGAGGAUCAGGGUCAAGGGGAAGCUGGGACGCGUGGAGCUACGCGUCAUCGAGGACCCGGAUCCUUACAUGCAUCCGUGCGACUGCCAGGUGUAUUCUGAGGACGGCAAGUUAAUUGGGAUGGCCGCGACUGAUGUUGGGCUGGGCGAGGGCGUCAAGACGGCAACGGCCUUCUGCCUGGCCGUGUUGUUUCACCCGUACAACUUUUCUGGCGGAUCUUACAUGACACUCUUUGUGCAACCACGAGAGGAUGGCUCUGAUCACUACGUUCGGAUGGGCAACGGAGCAAUCACGAAGAAGAAGUGGGUUGAUCAAUGGGAUUACUCGGAGUUGUACUUGGUGUAG
Molecule: messenger RNA, 2025 nt
Organism: Lasiodiplodia theobromae
Lineage: Eukaryota; Fungi; Ascomycota; Dothideomycetes; Botryosphaeriales; Botryosphaeriaceae
Product: Heterokaryon incompatibility protein
Exons: 2
Coding region: 1-2025 (674 amino acids)
Source: RefSeq, a predicted model, not a curated record